This is a messenger RNA of Cryptococcus deneoformans JEC21, 1182 nucleotides long. RefSeq names its product mitochondrion protein, putative. The transcript is spliced from 5 exons. Gene Ontology annotation, cellular component: mitochondrion. The record is from RefSeq and is a predicted model, not a curated record. Lineage: Eukaryota; Fungi; Basidiomycota; Tremellomycetes; Tremellales; Cryptococcaceae. The coding region runs from base 39 to 1109 and encodes 356 amino acids.
UCACUUGUUCUUCCCUUCGUCCUUUUCCAUCUAAGAAGAUGAGUUUGUCCUUGAUCAGAAACACUCUCCAUGCGCCCGUCAUUUUACCAACACUUACCCCGCGUGUCUCCCCAGCCAUCGCUCGAUGUAUCUCUACAUUUCCGUUGGGUCGUGCAACAUCCUCCUCAACGCACACUGCCCGACUUAUUGGUCCUCAAAUAGGGGUGUAUCAUUUCCAUUCCUACUCCCACCGCCAAACUCCAAGUAUUGAGGAACAGGUCCCAGUUCAGCUUGCUUACGAGGUCGUUGAGCCUCCGAAUCCUUUUUCUGAAGCUGUCGGGCAGAGUCUUGUCAUCUGCCAUGGUUUAUUUGGAUCGAAACAAAACUGGAGAUCACUGGCAAAAGCCUUUGCUGUAAAGCUGGGUAUGCCUGUAUACACUCUGGAUCUUCGCAAUCAUGGGCAGUCUCCGCAUGCUUCACCGCACAGUUACUCAGCGAUGGCUGCGGAUAUACAUCAUUUUCUUGUAUCCCACAAGCUUACUUCCGGCGUUAAUUUGCUCGGACAUUCCAUGGGCGGCAAAGCGGCUAUGGCCCUAGCAUUGAAUAGUGAUCUUAACAGCCCUUUACGGUCACUGAUCAGUGUGGACAUGUCCCCUGCUAAGGGGAAAAUCUCUCCCGAGUUUGCUUCGUACAUAAAUGCAAUGAUGGACAUUGAAAGGGCUCGAGUCAAAACAAAGCAGGAGGCCGAUGUUAUUCUACAAAAGACUGAGCCUGUUCUCGCUAUUCGCCAGUUUCUCCUAACCAACACUCGCCUUUCGAAGAGCCCUUCUCCACACCUCACCUUUCGCAUUCCUUUGUCUCUGCUCUCAGCUGCCAUACCUCAAAUUGGGGACUUCCCUUACUCUCCCCCACCUCCUGUCAGUUCCGAAUCACCUCAAUGGAACGGUCCGGUCCUUUUGAUAAAAGCUGAACAGUCAAAAUACUUGAACAAGCGUAAUAUUCCAGUGGCUGGCAGUUUUUUCCCUCAGAUGAGAUUAGAGGUGCUUGAUACUGGACAUUGGGUGCAUGCGGAAAAGCCUGCAGAGAGCGUCGAACUUGUUAGAUUAUUUGUACAAGGGGUCGUUCAAUAGACCAUCUGCAAUAACAUCAAGAGAUACCGAAGAUGUAUAUUUGUGGGCCUAGUUGAUGCAUUAUUAUGAUGGA